This is a messenger RNA of Chelonoidis abingdonii (Abingdon island giant tortoise), 4758 nucleotides long. It is a transcript of the gene CWC22, whose product is annotated as CWC22 spliceosome associated protein. Gene Ontology annotation, biological process: mRNA splicing, via spliceosome. Gene Ontology annotation, cellular component: catalytic step 2 spliceosome. The record is from RefSeq and is a predicted model, not a curated record. NCBI's taxonomy places the organism in Eukaryota, Metazoa, Chordata, Testudines, Testudinidae. Gene Ontology annotation, molecular function: protein binding; RNA binding.
UCAGCUGUUUGUAAUUCCCCCACAGCUUAUCUCCAAACUUACAAAACUGCAUGGGGCUAUUGUGAUCAGAGAAGUUAUUGUGAACAAGCUAUUCUGCAAUAGCUUGCUAUGUCGAUGCUGUUACACAAUAAAAAUGAUUUUAUUCUAGAAUAACUCCUCCACUUUGGAAGCACACUAAUUAUUCCUGAAUAAUCAGUUACUUUGAUUCUGGAAUAAAGUAUCCAAAUGGCAAGCUAGUAAAGCUAUUCUGGUAUAGAUAUGUGGGUAAUGUAUGAGCAAUAGCUGUUCUAAUCAAAUUCCGGGGUAGACAAGCCCUAAACAUCAAUUUUCUCCAGGAAAGCCAUCCACCUCAAAAGGCUUAUUAGUGAUUGAUAAACCAAUAAAAUAAAACUAAACUUUAAAAAAAAUACAUGGGAAAUUUUUAAAUUACCUUAAAAUAUCUUUUCUGAUUCCCCUCCGCUCCCUGGCCUGGGAAGCAGCAUGGAAAUUGUCAGUGGAAUUGGUUUCUUUGGGGGGAUGUUAGAGGGGCAGCUGCUUUUCUUACCAUAUAGUCACCACUUUUGCAUUCUGUGACCUGACUAAGGUUGGCACAGUCUGACUCAUCAAUAUGCUUUGCUGUGACAUAACAGUAGCUGCUCGAUAGUUAAGGUUGAAGUUAGUUUUUCACGAAAAGCCAGACUUUCAACAACCCUUCAUCCAAAGUUCAACAUGCAAGUGCCCCUAAACAUCCCUGGCCACAGCUACGCCGGGGUAGAUUUACCUAGGACGUGUCUUCCUUCAAGUCUUAAAAGACUCCUACUUACUACUUUUAAGGGGCGGAUCAUUUUAAUCCAAAAAUGGGGUCAGCUUUUAAACUCCCCCUCCCUGAUGUGAGCCAGUGACCCCCCCCCGGGUCGAGAGGUGGCCUGCAGCCUUUGAGUAGCUUCAAACCUAUCAGCCUUCGAGAGCAGCGGGCUCCUGAGCCCCGGGCCGGGAACAGCGCUUCUCUCGGCGGCAGCCAUUGCCCAGGGCGGCGAUAGACCUCGCGUGGUGAGGGCACCACAGCGAGCCUCGAGCCACAAGCGCCUCUGCCGAACAGCACUUCGGGAAAGCGCCCGCGAGCAACAUCUCCUCCGCCCAGCUUGCGCUGGACGCUGGGAGCUGUCGUUUCGGCCGUUUGAGGCUCCGUGGACGCCAUGUUGCUGACGUAGCACCCUCCUGCUUUGGGGAUCUGUGAGGGUUGGGUUAUUUUCUGCAUUUCUUCUUCGCUGUUAUGAACUCGGUUAAACACCAAAUGAAUACCGUUAAAAGUAUUAACAUCAACAAGGUGUUACUCCACUUCCGGCAGGAAAACCCCGCCCCGUGUCUCAACCGGAAGUAAAGAUACUUCUGGUAAGAUGGCGGCAUUUGGAAGACUGAGGUGAAACAUUUUUUCAUUAGAGACCCCACGUUUGAGUUGAGUACAUUAUCAUUAUUCCUGCAAGUUCUGAACUUUAAGUGAGCUACAGGAAAAAAUGAAGAGUAGAGUGGCACAAAUAAAUCAUGACUCCAGUUAUGAAAGAAAAGAGAGCCACGGCUCUCACCGGAGGAGUUCCUCUCCAGAAGACAGGUAUGCAGAGCGUGAGAGGUCUUGGUCCCCUAGAAGCAGAGGUUACUCUGAUCACAGCAAGUAUGAUCAAGAAUAUUCAGGAAAGGGGCGUGAUGACAAAACUGUGGAAGCCAGGGAGUGGGGGAGAGAGAAGGAAUCUGAUCGAAGGAAACAGAAAAAAUUCCCUUCACCUGAUAGAAAAAGUCCAGAAAGAUCAGUACCCCAGAACUCACUUGCUCAUGAUGAACCCCCUUCAAAGAAGAGAAAAGAAGAGAUGGAUCCAAUUCUCACCCGCACAGGUGGUGCAUACAUUCCUCCAGCAAAGCUCAGGAUGAUGCAGGAACAAAUUACUGAUAAAAAUAGUUUAGCAUAUCAAAGGAUGAGUUGGGAAGCCCUGAAGAAGUCAAUCAACGGUCUUGUCAAUAAGGUGAACGUUUCUAAUAUAGAAAAUAUCAUCCAUGAACUUCUUCAAGAAAAUAUUGUCAGAGGAAGGGGACUGCUGUCUAGAUCAAUUUUGCAAGCACAAAGUGCCUCUCCAAUCUUUACACACGUUUAUGCAGCAGUUGUAGCAAUUAUCAAUUCAAAGUUUCCAAAUAUUGGAGAACUGAUUCUAAAGAGGCUAAUUCUAAAUUUUCGCAAAGGAUAUCGCAGAAAUGAUAAGCAACUUUGUCUGACAGCUUCAAAGUUUGUUGCACAUCUAAUCAAUCAGAAUGUGGCUCAUGAGGUUUUAUGUUUGGAGAUGCUCACAUUACUUCUUGAAAGACCAACAGAUGACAGUAUUGAAGUAGCAAUUGGAUUUCUAAAGGAAUGUGGACUCAAAUUAACUGAAGUUUCUCCUAGAGGUAUUAAUGCAAUCUUUGACCGCCUUCGCCACGUUCUUCACGAAUCUAAAAUUGACAUGCGUGUUCAGUACAUGAUAGAAGUUAUGUUUGCUGUACGUAAGGAUGGAUUCAAGGAUCACCCAAUCAUUCCAGAGGGACUAGACCUCGUAGAAGAGGAGGAUCAGUUUACUCAUAUGCUACCUUUAGAAGAUGAUUAUAACCCAGAAGAUGUUCUUAAUGUUUUCAAGAUGGAUCCUGAUUUCAUGGAAAACGAAGAAAAGUACAAAACCCUUAAGAAGGAAAUUCUUGAUGAAGGCGAUAGUGACUCAGAAGCAGAUCAAGAUGCUGGAAGCAGUGAAGAGGAUGAAGAGGAGGAGGAUGAAGAAGGACAAAAAGUGACUAUCCAUGACCAAACAGAAAUUAACCUGGUCUCUUUUCGUCGUACAAUUUAUCUUGCUAUUCAGUCAAGCUUAGACUUUGAAGAAUGUGCCCACAAAUUGCUGAAGAUGGACUUUCCUGACAGUCAAACUAAAGAACUCUGCAACAUGAUCCUUGACUGCUGUGCUCAACAAAGAACAUAUGAAAAAUUCUUUGGUUUACUGGCAGGGCGUUUCUGCAUGUUAAAAAAAGAAUACAUGGAAUCCUUUGAAGCUAUUUUCAAAGAACAGUAUGAUACUAUCCACCGUUUGGAAACAAACAAAUUGAGAAAUGUAGCCAAGAUGUUUGCUCAUCUUCUGUACACAGAUUCACUUCCCUGGAGUGUCCUUGAAUGUAUAAUAUUGAGUGAAGAAACUACUACGUCGUCAAGUAGAAUUUUUGUCAAAAUAUUCUUCCAGGAACUUAGUGAAUAUAUGGGACUUCCUAAUCUUAAUGCAAGAUUAAAGGAUGAAACACUGCAACCUUUUUUUGAAGGAUUAUUGCCUCGGGACAACCCAAGAAACACUCGAUUUGCCAUCAAUUUUUUCACUUCCAUUGGUCUUGGAGGACUAACGGAUGAAUUACGGGAACAUCUGAAAAAUGCACCAAAGAUGAUCAUGACACAGAAACAAGAUGUUGAGUCAUCAGAUAGCUCAUCAUCUUCCUCAGAGUCUGACGACUCCUCCGAUUCCAAUUCUGUCAGCAGUAAUAGUAGCUCGGGAUCAUCUAGUGGCAGUGACUCCUCUUCUGGCAGUGGCCAUAGCAGUGACUCAGAUGCUGCUGAAGUAAAAAGGAAAAAGAUGCAAAAGAAAAAUAAAGCACUGGAUAAAGUUGCCAGGAAAAAACAAGGGAGUAAAAAGAAACUACUUGAAAAGAAAAUAGAAAGGAGACAGCAGGAAGAUAGCUAUGACGUUGAGAGAAAUUCAGAAAGAAAUGCUGACAGAAAUUUGAGAGAUCCAAAUAGGAGAGGAGAUCUAUCUAAAUAUCCCUAUGACAAAGCUGAUGCCACUGACAGGAACAGUUACCGAAGUGGAAAGGACAGGUAUCGUGAAAGAAAUACGGAUUUAGAAAAUAAACACGGUAAUUCCAAAAAGAAGAAAACAGACAGAAGAACUUCGUUUUCUGAUAAUGAAAAGGACAAACACUGCACUAAAGACAGUGUACAUCACAGCAGGAGAAAAGAGAGGUCAAAAUCUAGAGAAAGAAACCGUAAUAAUUCAAGUCCCAGAGAGGAAGAGGAGCAGGAGAAUCGAUAUCGGAAUGGUGCAGAGAAAUGCCCAGAGAAGUACAGCAGAUAUUCUGACCAAUGUAGAGAAUCUAGGAAAAAUGAGGACAGACGAAGGGAGAAUUCUCCACGUAGGCGAAAAUAACACUAUGCCACUGAGUUUGAAAUAAAUGCUUUUCUGUGCAGCUAAAACUGUAUAUUUUUAACUCUAUUACUGAACUUUCUUUUAAAAAAGGAGCUUUUGUACAAAGUGCAAGUUUGUAUUUGUAAGGUUCAUUGGCCUUCUUAAGGUUUUCAGUACUGAAUCUUUUAUAAUCACUGUAUGUGAAGAACCUGUUAAAUUUCUUCCUUCGAAGAGGAUUUUCAUUUGAGAGAGAGAAAAACAGAAGCUUGCUUAUAUUUUGUGAAUAAAAUAGUUGAGAUCUUGCCAAAAUGAAUGUUUUUAUCAACUUAACUUCAGAUGUUUCGUAAAUAUUGUUUGAGUUAUAGUAUCUGAAAAUGCUACUUUUUAGUUUUGUUUAGUAGUUGACAAGCAGAGCAGUCAGAUUAUUGUACAUAUGGACACCCUGCAUAUUUCAUGCUCUUAAGAUGCAAACAGACAAAACAAAUUAAGGAGUCUCAAGUAUGUUUUUAUACCAAAUGGUAAUAUGCAAAUAACACUUUCAAAAAGCUGAGCUGAAAUAUUGUAAAAUGUUAUGCUAUGAGUACAGUUUAAAAAUCUGAACUGG